GACAGAAAAAAAAAAAAAAAAAAAAAAAAAAAAAAAAAAAAAAGAAAUCAAAUGAAAUCUCGUUGAAAUUAUUUAAAUUUCCCCAGCCAGAAAAGUUUCCAUCUUUUCGACUUUUGCAUGUAACAUUUUUUCCUGGGCGUUUUUGCUUGGAAGUAUAGUGUUAUUUUAAAUAUUUCUUAACCUUUUUUCCGAUAGAAAGUAGCAUAACAAUAUAUAUUUUUGGUCAUUUUUAAAUAAUAUUACACGCAGUCGGAUUGUUGGGGUUAUUGCUGUUUUGUUUGUUUUUGUUUGUUUUGUUUUUAAUUGCUUUAAAAUUGUAUGCUGUAAUAUCUGGGGUGGUUAUGUGUUUUAUCGCACGGAUUUAUUGUUGCAUUGUCGCUCCUUAAGCAGCAGGACAGGAGAGCCCGACAGGAACUGCUAAGUGAAAAUCAUUUUUUACAAUAUAAUUUAUGCAUCAGGAACUUCUGUUUAUCAGGGUUAUUUGCUAGUCGUCUGAGGUUGCCCGAAGGCAGGCUUUACCAGUUUGUGGUUGUGUGCCUUGGAUAUACAAUGUCCUCAAUCCUGCCAUUCACCCCACCGGUUGUGAAGCGCUUGUUGGGGUGGAAGAAGUCUGCCAGCGGGUCAGGGGGAGCUGGUGGUGGAGAACAAAAUGGACAGGAAGAGAAGUGGUGUGAGAAAGCAGUAAAGAGUUUGGUUAAGAAGCUCAAGAAAACAGGACAGUUAGAUGAACUGGAGAAGGCCAUCACCACUCAGAAUUGUAAUACCAAGUGUGUUACCAUACCAAGCAAUUGCUCUGAAAUUUGGGGACUGAGUACACCAAAUACGAUAGAUCAGUGGGAUACAACAGGCCUUUACAGCUAUCCUGACCAAACCAGAUCUCUUGAUGGCCGACUUCAGGUAUCUCACCGUAAGGGUUUACCGCAUGUUAUCUACUGUCGAUUGUGGAGGUGGCCAGACCUGCACAGUCAUCACGAGCUACGAGCAAUUGAGACCUGUGAAUAUGCUUUUAAUCUUAAAAAGGAUGAAGUGUGUGUUAACCCUUAUCACUACCAAAGGGUGGAAACGCCAGUUUUGCCGCCCGUUCUUGUGCCAAGACACACAGAGAUUCUAACAGAACUGCCUCCACUUGAUGACUACACUCAUUCCAUACCUGAAAACACUAAUUUUCCAGCAGGAAUUGAGCCACCAAACAAUUACAUCCCAGAAACACCACCUCCUGGAUAUAUCAGUGAAGAUGGAGAAACAAGUGAUCAGCAGAUGAACCAGAGUAUGGAUACAGGUUCUCCAGCAGAAAUGUCGCCUAGCACUCUUUCACCUGUCAAUCACAGUAUGGAUCUACAGCCAGUGACUUAUUCAGAACCAGCAUUUUGGUGUUCAAUAGCAUAUUAUGAGUUAAAUCAGCGAGUUGGAGAAACUUUCCAUGCAUCUCAACCCUCCUUGACUGUAGAUGGGUUUACAGACCCAUCCAACUCUGAAAGAUUUUGCCUUGGUUUGCUCUCUAAUGUGAACAGAAAUGCAACCGUUGAGAUGACCAGAAGACACAUAGGGAGAGGAGUGAGACUGUAUUACAUUGGCGGAGAAGUUUUUGCAGAGUGUCUCAGUGACAGCGCUAUCUUUGUCCAGAGUCCCAAUUGCAACCAGAGAUACGGCUGGCAUCCUGCAACUGUUUGUAAAAUUCCACCAGGGUGUAACCUAAAGAUCUUUAACAACCAAGAAUUUGCUGCACUUCUUGCUCAGUCAGUGAACCAAGGAUUUGAGGCAGUUUACCAAUUAACCAGGAUGUGCACUAUUAGGAUGAGUUUUGUCAAAGGAUGGGGUGCAGAAUACAGACGACAGACAGUGACGAGCACUCCUUGCUGGAUUGAACUUCACCUAAACGGACCUCUGCAAUGGCUGGAUAAAGUGUUGACACAGAUGGGCUCCCCCUCAGUCCGCUGCUCAAGCAUGUCCUAGUACUUUUUUCUGGACAGAGACAAAUAUAACGGAGUCCAAAUAACAGGCUUAAUUUCUUUCAUAGUACUUGUUUGUGACCCCACAGACUGUUCACUGUUAAAAACAGAAAUGGCACUUGAUGUCCCAUCAGCUUUAUGCACCUUGUUUUUAUUCUGUCCCCAAAUCCCUAAAUAUUAAAUGUUUUAGUCUCUAGAACUCAAUUAUAACUCUACUUAAAAGGAUGGGGUUGGGUUGGGGUGGACAUGGCAAGGGUGAUCGUGUUUAGUACAUGCAUAGCAUUGAAUUUAUUAUUAUUUUUUUUUUUUUACAUUUGUAUUAUAACUUGGAUCUAAAUUUUAAGAUGGAUAAACAAUAAAGGUGGUAAACUUGAUGGAUAAUUAUCCAGAUGAACUUUUCAGGUCUACCUUUUUUAGCCUUUUUUUUCCCCUUCACAAAUAAAUGUGUUGUGAAAAAAAGUGUUACAAAUGUCAAAUGCGAUAUA
Molecule: messenger RNA, 2434 nt
Organism: Polyodon spathula (Mississippi paddlefish)
Lineage: Eukaryota; Metazoa; Chordata; Actinopteri; Acipenseriformes; Polyodontidae
Product: mothers against decapentaplegic homolog 2
Exons: 11
Coding region: 550-1953 (467 amino acids)
Biological process (GO): BMP signaling pathway; cell differentiation; SMAD protein signal transduction
Cellular component (GO): heteromeric SMAD protein complex
Molecular function (GO): I-SMAD binding; DNA-binding transcription factor activity, RNA polymerase II-specific; RNA polymerase II cis-regulatory region sequence-specific DNA binding
Source: RefSeq, a predicted model, not a curated record